Molecule: messenger RNA, 804 nt
Organism: Tripterygium wilfordii
Lineage: Eukaryota; Viridiplantae; Streptophyta; Magnoliopsida; Celastrales; Celastraceae
Product: early nodulin-like protein 1
Exons: 4
Coding region: 1-804 (267 amino acids)
Cellular component (GO): plasma membrane
Molecular function (GO): electron transfer activity
Source: RefSeq, a predicted model, not a curated record
AUGGCUUUGAAGAGAGAAGCAUUAGGUCUUGUUUUCAUGAUUUCUUUGAUGGUUCUUUGUGGAGCCUGUUAUGGUGCCGUUUACAGGGUCGGUGACUCUGCUGGAUGGACUAAUCAAGGCGGUGUCGAUUACAAGUCAUGGGCUUCCUCCAAGACCUUCUAUGUCGGGGACAUAAUUGUGUUUGAAUACGACAAAGGGCGGGACAAUGUGGUUCUAUUAUCGCCGCUAUCUUCCUUGUUCUGCUUCGUUUCGCAUCCCAUGGCGACUUACUCCACCGGCAAAGACUACGUCACCUUGUACAAGCCAGGCUUCUUUAACUUCGCUUCUGGUUUCCCAGGCCACUGCAAAAAAGGCGAAAGGCUUUAUUUAUUGGUCCACCCAGUGCCUUCCACGAGCCCAGUUGUUAGUCCAGCUCCAAGCCCAAAUCCAUUUCUGGAUUGGAGUUGGAUUCCUAUGGUUGGAAGUCCAGCUCCAGGCCCAGAUCCAACAGUAACACAAUGUGAUGGAAAUCAAAUGAUCAACUUCUAUGAUUUCCCCUUCUGCAACACAUAUUCUCCUGUGGUCAUUUACUCCGGCGGCAGUCACUCCAUCACUCUCAACAGGCCGGCGACUUCUACUUCAUCUGUGAGAGGAGCUGUUCUUCUGUCUCUCAUGGUUUCUCUUAUGGCCCUUUGUGGUUCCUGUUAUGGUGGUAUUGUUUACAAGGUCGGGGAAUCCGCUGGGUGGUCUAGCGCUGGCUUUUUUGAUUACAAGACCUGGUCCUCUACUAAGACCUUCCACGUCGGGGACACUAUUGGUACAUGA